Messenger RNA from Oryza sativa Japonica Group (Japanese rice), 2751 nucleotides. Its product is annotated as oligopeptide transporter 7. The record is from RefSeq and is a predicted model, not a curated record. Gene Ontology annotation, cellular component: plasma membrane. Gene Ontology annotation, molecular function: oligopeptide transmembrane transporter activity. Gene Ontology annotation, biological process: transmembrane transport. NCBI's taxonomy places the organism in Eukaryota, Viridiplantae, Streptophyta, Magnoliopsida, Poales, Poaceae.
ACAAUGGAGUACAUUACUCUUCUAAUUAGCAACAGGCAUGCAAAUAAUAUGUUCAGAUCUCAUGAUCUCAUCAUCACAAAUCAAGUCCAAAACAACCAACUCGAUCGAUUGAUAGCUUAUCAGUAAUGGCACGCAUCGUACGUUGCAGUUGCAGCAACGUCGUUUUCCUGCUAAAGAUGAAGAGUAAAAGGCUCAGCUAGCCACACGCCUCCACACACACAUGGCAGCCAUGGCGUCCUCCCACCAAGAAGACCGCGAGGAGGAGGAGGAGCACAGCCAUGGCGACGACGAGAUCACCGCCCCGUUCUUGCGGCCAUCGACGUCGAGGGGGUCGCCGGAGUUGGAGGAGGAGGAGAACUCGCCGAUCGAGCAGGUGGCGCUGACGGUGCCGGUGAGCGACGAGCCGGAGACGCCGGUGCUGACGUUCAGGAUGUGGGUGCUGGGGACGGCGUCGUGCGCGGUGCUCUCCUUCCUCAACCAGUUCUUCUGGUACCGCAAGGAGCCGCUCACCAUCACCGCCAUCUCGGCGCAGAUCGCCGUCGUGCCGCUCGGCCGCCUCAUGGCGGCGGCGCUGCCGGAGCGCGCCUUCUUCCGUGGGCGGCCGUGGGAGUUCACGCUCAACCCGGGGCCGUUCAAUGUCAAGGAGCACGUGCUCAUCACCAUCUUCGCCAACUCCGGCGCCGGCACGGUGUACGCCAUCCACGUCAUCACCGCCGUCCGCGUCUUCUACGGCAAGCACAUCUCCUUCUUCGUCUCCCUCCUCGUCGUCCUCACCACCCAGGUGCUUGGAUUCGGGUGGGCGGGAAUAUUCCGGCGGUAUCUGGUGGAGCCGGCGGCGAUGUGGUGGCCGUCCAACCUCGUGCAGGUCUCCCUCUUCAGGGCGCUUCACGAGAAGGAAGCAAGGAGCAAAGGUGGGCUGACGCGCAACCAGUUCUUCCUUGUGGCAUUCAUCUGCAGCUUCGCAUACUACAUCUUCCCAGGCUACCUGUUCCAGAUGCUCACCUCCCUCUCCUGGAUCUGCUGGGUCUUCCCCCACUCUGUGCUUGCACAGCAGCUCGGCUCAGGUCUCAGUGGCCUUGGCAUUGGCGCGAUCGGUCUCGACUGGUCCACCGUCUCCUCCUACCUCGGGAGUCCUCUUGCUAGCCCAUGGUUUGCCACUGCAAAUGUUGCUGCUGGCUUCUUCUUCAUCAUGUACAUAAUCACACCGAUUGCUUACUGGUUCAAUUUCUACAAGGCACAAAACUUCCCCAUAUUUUCUGAUGGUCUCUUCACCUCAACUGGCCAAAAGUACAAUAUCUCAAGCAUUGUUGAUUCUCAUUUCCAUUUCGACACAAAGGCCUACGAGAAGAAUGGUCCACUAUACCUCAGCACUUUCUUUGCUGUCACAUAUGGCGUUGGUUUUGCAUCCCUUACCGCAACAAUUGUUCAUGUUCUCCUCUUCCACGGAAGUGAAAUAUGGCAAUUAAGUAAAUCAGCUUUCCAAGAAAAAAGGAUGGACAUACAUACAAAACUUAUGAGGAGAUAUAAGCAGGUUCCUGAGUGGUGGUUUGUCUGCAUCCUCAUUGCUAACAUUGCCGUCACCAUAUUUGCUUGUGAAUACUACAUUGAGCAACUCCAGUUGCCCUGGUGGGGUGUUUUACUUGCAUGUGCCAUUGCCUUCUUCUUCACCCUCCCAAUUGGGAUAAUUACAGCAACAACGAACCAGACUCCAGGCUUGAACAUCAUCACAGAGUAUAUCAUGGGGUACUUGUACCCUGGACGACCGGUAGCAAAUAUGUGUUUCAAGGUAUAUGGUUACAUCAGCAUGAGCCAGGCCCUGACAUUUCUUCAAGAUUUUAAGUUGGGUCACUACAUGAAGAUUCCACCAAGGACCAUGUUUAUGGCUCAGGUGGUGGGAACUUUGAUUGCAGCAUUUGUGUACAUUGGAACGGCAUGGUGGCUGAUGGAGACAAUUCCCAACAUCUGUAACACUGAGCUCCUCCCAUCAGAUAGCCCUUGGACCUGCCCAGGAGAUCAUGUGUUCUAUGAUGCAUCAGUCAUAUGGGGUCUUAUUAGCCCACGCAGAAUAUUUGGGGACUUAGGCACCUACUCGGCGGUAAACUGGUUCUUUUUGGGUGGAGCUAUUGCCCCUGUCCUUGUCUGGUUUGCACACAAGGCAUUCCCAAACCAGAACUGGAUCUUGCUCAUAAACAUGCCUGUGCUGAUUGGUGCCACUGGCCAGAUGCCGCCUGCCACUGCCGUCAACUACACAACAUGGAUACUUGUUGGUUUCUUGUCAGGUUAUGUGGUCUAUAGAUAUCGACGUGACUGGUGGGAGCGGCACAAUUAUCUGCUUUCAGGUGCAUUGGAUGCUGGUUUGGCAUUCAUGGCUGUUUUGAUUUACUUGUGCCUAGGCUUGGAGAACAUCAGUUUGAACUGGUGGGGCAAUGACUUGGAUGGAUGUCCUCUGGCUUCUUGCCCCACUGCUAAAGGUGUAGUUGUUGACGGAUGCCCAGUCUAUACUUGAGGAUCUCCUAUUGUAUGUCAGUCCUGGGGAGAAUUUGGACAAUCUUAAGGAGCAUGUAGGGGCCAACGUAAAUAGGAUAAACACUGUUUUUUUCCCAGACCAUGUAAAGAUGAGAAAUUGGUGUUGUAUUAUUGUAUUCCUUGAGUUUUCAGAAUUGUAAUGGAAGUUUUGAAAGGUACUUAUUUGGGUCACCAAACCCAUUGUUAUUCAACACUGGAAACAAAAUGUAGCAUACUUGCGCGAAA